UCUCACACACAGUCACACACGCAAAAAAAAACACACACCGGUGAACAGUAUUAAUAAUAACCUGUGCUUGAAAUAUGGCAGAUUCAGCCUCCCAAGGUUUCUCGCAAUUUCUUCUUCUUCAAUUUUCCUGACUUUUUCAAUCCCAAGUUUCCUUUUUGCUGUCAAUUUUUUUUGGUUUUCCACUCACCAUUUUCCCCCCCUAUAUAUACAACGCAUACAAAUCAACUCCAGGAGGAUAUUCAUCGCACGAUUAAAGGAAGCUCCCCUGUUUUUUUUUUUCUGUAUCAAUUGCAAUUUAACAGGUACGAAUCGUCUGAUCCGGUGGUUUCAGAUAAUUCUUGGUUGAGUGGAUCACCUGUAUCUAUGGGGGAAGCACCAGCUUUCUUUGCAGAUGAUCUACAGGAACAUUCCCCAAAUGGGGUUCUCUUAAAUUCCAAGAGCUGCGAAACCGCUAUCGAUAUCGGCUGCAGUAAAACAUAUGUCAUCGGUGCAACCGAAAAUGAAUCUGCUUCCACAAUUGGAGUUCGGAUUUUCGAUAGAUCUACCAAUGAAUGGGUUAUUCCCACUGUUUUGGGGAUAAAACCCAAGCCAUCAGAGGGCCAAUCGGCUAUCGCCUUAGACGAAGAACGGAUCUUGGUUAUUAAGGGAAACUCCACUUCCGAUGAUUGCUUUUGGUUUCUUGAGGUUGAUACUGCAUUUGUUCGAGAGCAAAAAACAAGAUUGGGGACUGAAGUGGUUGCUUGGAGCAAAGGAGUAGUCGGUGAAGCUGAAAAACCGAUUGUUAUUAGUGGUCCUUCUGGAGUUGGUAAAGGUACUUUGAUCAACAAACUGAUGGAAGAUUUUCCGUCCAUGUUCGGUUUUUCAGUUAGCCACACUACCCGUGCACCGAGGAACAAUGAGCUAAACGGGGUCCACUACCAUUUCACCGAACGCUGUGUGAUGGAGAGAGAUAUUAAGGAAGGAAAAUUCCUCGAGUUUGCAGCUGUGCAUGGAAAUCUAUACGGCACUAGUAUAGAAGCUGUGGAGGCUGUUACAGACCGAGGAAAGAGAUGCAUCCUUGACAUUGAUGUUCAAGGGGCAAGAUCUGUGAGAGCUAGUUCUCUUGAAGCCAUUUUUAUCUUUAUAUGUCCUCCCUCGUUUGAGGAGCUUGAGAAACGCCUUCGCUUAAGGGGAACCGAGACUGAAGAACAGAUCCAAAAGCGACUCCGAAACGCUAAAGCAGAGAUCGAGCAAGGAAACUCAUCUGGACUCUUUGAUCAUAUUUUGGUUAACAAUAACUUGCAGACGUGUUAUGAGAAUCUUAAGAAACUUCUCGGCCUUAGUGAUUGUGACAAGAAUACCAAGAUAUCAGUGCCGGAGUUGUUUCACAUGCCUGUGGAACAUACAGUUUCGAAAAUUGAACAGAAAAUCCUGAUAAACUAUAUCGCCACAGAAGAAGAAAAAUCGGCUACAAAUAUGUUUGUGCUGGAUUUAUCUUCGAUCAAAGGUGGGGCCCCUGGACGGACCAGGAGUCUGAACAUUCGCUUGGCAAAACCAUCCACAAACGGCAUUAUUUGUUCGAAAAUGGCAAGCUAACACAUCAAAAAAAAAAAAAAAAAAAAUCGACUAACAAUAUUUAUGUUUUCGCUUCUUUUGAAAAAUAAUUAAAGUUCCGAGUUAGAUUAGCCUGUUCGAGGGUAUAAGAAAAGCCUACAGAUAUAACAUGGGGAAGCAGCUUAUGAACAACUAUUUGACUUCCCAUAAUGAGAGAAAGAAAAUGAUUAAUGAAAGCAUUGUAGCUUGGUUAGGGGAGAUAACUUGUUUUAAUCUUUUAUUCUUCUGAUGAUGUCGAAACACAAAACAUUGAUUCUUGUAAUAUGAUAUGCUUAUUAAUUUGCAUUUGUAUCUCUAUAUUCAAUUCGUCGCAGUCUUGUCUUUAA
Molecule: messenger RNA, 1919 nt
Organism: Erythranthe guttata (spotted monkey flower)
Lineage: Eukaryota; Viridiplantae; Streptophyta; Magnoliopsida; Lamiales; Phrymaceae
Product: guanylate kinase 2
Biological process (GO): purine nucleotide metabolic process
Cellular component (GO): cytosol
Molecular function (GO): GMP kinase activity
Source: RefSeq, a predicted model, not a curated record